AUGGCAGCCAUGGAGAAGCCAAAGUUCAAAGUCAUCAUCGUCGGGGGUUCAAUUACAGGGUUGACAUUGGCACAUUGUUUAUUAAGGGCUGGUAUAGACCACGUAAUUCUGGAAAAAAGAGCCGAGAUCGCCCCCCAGGAAGGAGCAUUCAUCGGAAUAUGGCCCAAUGGCGCCCAGGUUUUACAGCAGCUCGGAGUCUACGAGAGCAUGGAAAAGCUCACCGCGCCGAUAGACCGGAUGCAUAUUUCGUAUCCUGAUGGAUUCUCAUUCAGCAGCCUACUUCCGAAGGAAAUUCACAAACUUCUGAAGUAUCCCGUUGUUUCUCUUGACCGGCAGAAGGUUCUUGAAGUGCUCUACCAGAGCUACCCCGACAAGUCGAAGAUCAUUGUUAAUAAGAGGGUGCUUCAAGUUCAAUUAUCCACUGGAAAUGCCAGUGUAGUGACGGAUGAUGGGAAAAUUUACACGGGUGAUCUUAUCGUCGGCGCAGAUGGUGUUCACAGCCGGAUACGUUCCGAGAUGUGGAGGCUGGCAGAUGAACUGCAACCUGGAUUGAUCACCCCAAAAGAGCGCAAAGCACUUACUGUUGAAUAUGCCUGUCUCUUUGGAAUCUCGCAGGCGAUACCUGGACUUCAAAGUGGGGACCAUGUCAAUCGGUACGGUGAUAAGUUCUGCAUUAUAACAUUUCACGGAAAAGCAGACCGCGUGUUUUGGUUUAUAAUCCACAAACUUGACCAAGUCUACACUUACCCCGAUGCCCCUCGGUACUCCCCAGCAGACGCGACAGAACUUUGCGGCAAACUGCGCCACGUCAAAAUUGUGGAUGAUGUUACAGUGGGAGACCUGUGGGAGACCAAGGAAUUGGCCUCAAUGACGGCGCUGGAAGAGGGUCUAUUCGAGAAUUGGCACUUCAAACGGAUAGUACUUCUUGGGGACAGUAUCCACAAAAUGACACCCAAUAUUGGACAAGGCGCAAACACGGCCAUCGAAGAUGUUGCUGUGCUUUCUUCCCAGAUAAAUCGUCUGGUAAAUAUAGAUGGAAUUCAGAAGCCAUUGGAGACCGACAUCGAGGCAAUGCUACAGGAGUACAAGAUCCAGCGAUUUGAUCGAGCCAAAGGUACAUGCGCCCGAGCAAGUUUUGGGGCUCGAUUCCACACUCGAGAUGACCGAGUCAAAGCUUUUGUGGGAAGAUACAUCUUCCCUCACAUUGGUAGUUUGAUCGUGAGGCGCACCUCCAAAAUUCUUUCCGGAGGAGAUAUUCUCGACUACCUCCCGGUGCCAGAUCGGAACAAAGAGAACAAUCACACGGAAAUUUCUACAAAGACAAAUCUAGCCCCGCGACCUUGGGCUAUGCUCUGGAUCACUUCGCUUCUUGUCUGUUUGCUUAUUCCCUGGAUCCGCUCAUACUUGCUCUCUGGUCUUUGCUCCGAAACACAGUGUCAAUCCCCGUAG
Messenger RNA from Penicillium expansum, 1449 nucleotides. Its product is annotated as FAD-dependent oxidoreductase. Lineage: Eukaryota; Fungi; Ascomycota; Eurotiomycetes; Eurotiales; Aspergillaceae. The record is from RefSeq and is a predicted model, not a curated record. Gene Ontology annotation, molecular function: FAD binding. The transcript has 5 exons. Bases 1 to 1449 code for a protein of 482 amino acids.